AAUGAGUGUAUGCUGUGGUCAAGGAAGAUGGAUCAGAGGAGACUGAGUGUAUGUGGUCAAGUUCAGUCUGUUCUGAUCUGUUACUGAAAUGCACUCACUGCUUCACUCAUAAUGCACCAAAGUCAAUACUGCCAAUAAAUACUUCCUUCGGUGCAACACAAACAACCCAACAUCAAUAGCCACCCGCAUCCUUACCCCAGCCCAUGCUCGUCGCACCAGAGGUCGUCUAUGUCGGCUUCAGUCGCAUCGCAGGCACCUCCCACCAUGCAGACUACCAGGAGAAAAUAAAACACUCAGAGUCGCAGGAGAUCCACGUCGCUGUCACCGUCGCCAUCCCGGACCAGCCGCCCUUCGAGUUCGCCACCCCCAUACACAAGCAGGCAGACCUGCAGACCCUUGCCCGUGUCAUCGAGGCAAAUCUCGCCGAGCGAAACUUGGUCGUGGCCUGUCUCAUCGACCAAGAGAGCAGUAAUGUCCUUCGCUGGGCAGAUAUCGUCGGCGACGUCCUCGACAGCGACUCGCGCGUCUAUGUUCUGCCCAUGACUGAAGAGACCAUUGAAGAGACGCUUGCCUUGGGGCGCAGGCCAAGCUCACCCACCAACUUCAUCCACUCGCCCACGCAGAUGGAGUUUAUCCAGAUACGGCGGCCGCCAUCCGUCAUGUCUGCGUCAUCAAGCGGGCGCACUGCGGCGCGUAAUCGAGUCAGUCUACUCCAGAUGCAUCAUGAGCGUGGUGGCUCGUCAUCGCCGACACUGCCGGCUUCGGGCGACCCGACUUCCUCUGCCUACAGACUCGCAACACUCAGCAGUAACGCCAUUUCUUUGCUUGCCUUCUUGCGCUUCUGCCGGCAGAAGAGGACACUGCUUGAAGUGCUUUUUUGGCUUGAUACAAGUAUCCACUACACAGAAGAUUAUGUUGAGCGGCUCUACAUGUCGUCGAAUGCUCCUCUCAAGCUCAAUCUACCGCGUGAAGUAUCUGGCAUCACGGAAGCGCGGCAACUCCUCAAGGAUGGGCUGUUGGCUUGGUCACUCGAUACCUUUGAGACGUCCAGUGAGAAUGCUCGUGUCAAGCAGAUUCAGCAUGCCCGGCCACACGUCUACAAAAAGGCAGAACUUCUGUUUAUGGGGCAGUCUGCUGAGCGCGAACAAUUCCUGGCGCUCUUGACGCAAGCACUCGAUCCAGAGGACACAACGAUUCUGUCUCUACGCGAGCGUUCCGAGGUGGCUACCAAAGCAGCCAUCCUCGGGCAAGUCUGCGAUCAAUACUUUCCAGGGCAAAUACCAACAAAGCAGUACUUUGCGCCUGUGCCAGUACAGCAGCUCACCAGGCCAGAACGUCUCAGACAAGCCAAACGCAAUGCCCUGUACGGCGAGCUGCUCAAGACUUCGCCACUACUGCCUUCCCAAACGAAUGAACAAGCGCGACUCGAACAGAUUGCAGAUGAGGCGCUUAGUGCUGCUCGACUUGCAGAUCCAGUAGAGGAUGAGGUCGAAGUCGAUGCAGACGAGGAGACACUGGAGGAAGUCUCCACUAGCGGCGACCGCCCAGAAAAUGUCAAGAACACUGGCGAUCGCGCGAAAAAGCUGUCCAGCUUGCUCGGUCACGAUGUUGUGGUCAAUGAUCCCUUAAGUGCGCAGUCUUCUCCUAUUUCCUCAUCCUUUUCACCUAUUGCUCGGACGGCGCCGGAUCAAGAAACUUUGCUUGGAAAGCUCAAGAGGCGUAAGGAAGUGCGCUCCGUGUCGACGCGCACCGUCCCGCUUGACUUUGAAUCUUCAGCGCUCGAUCAAACCAAAGUCUUUCGGCAACCUGUUUCGCGCAAGCCAUCCAUUGUCAGUCUGCGCCCGCCAUCGCCCACCCUAUCAAUUGGCUCUCGCUUCUCGCAAACCACAACGGGCAGCUUCCUGUCGCGCCAAGAGUCUGAUGCCGAUGCCGCGCGCAGAUCACAGCAGCGCCGUGCAGCAAAGUUGUAUGCCAUGUUUGGCGAAAACGCUUCUGGCGCGAGCGUCCCGCACUUUCAACGCCGCGCGAUGGGCCCGCCUGAUGUACGCACUUCAUUCGAUCAGCGGCGAGAGAGACCGCGCUCAAACUCACGCUUCUCUUUGCUGCCUGAUCGCUCCUCAUCACGCGCUUCUGCCUACACGCCUGAUCGAGGUGAGAAGCGCAGCGGUUUUAUGCGCAGCAUUUUUAGCCAUCCCAAUGGAUCCAGCACAAGCAUCAAAAGCCACACAGGGUCCGUCGAGAGCUUUGGCAUGGCGCUGCACCCGACACGCAGUCGAUCAGGCUCGGUUGUGAGUCACAUGAGCCGGAUGCCGAUGGCCUCUGGACUCGGCGACACGGGCCACAUCUCUGAGGACGAGGACGAGGAUGAGGAUGAUGAAGAGGGCGAGGCGAUUGUCAAUGAUGUGCGAACCAAUAUGAAGCUACGCCAGCUGCUUGGCAAUGAUGCGCCGACCUCGACCAUGAUGUAGGCUUGUAAAGUAUGCUUGUACUCUAGCAAUCUCUUAAUACCUCCUAACAUAGAA
This is a messenger RNA of Protomyces lactucae-debilis, 2522 nucleotides long. RefSeq lists its product as uncharacterized. The record is from RefSeq and is a predicted model, not a curated record. Lineage: Eukaryota; Fungi; Ascomycota; Taphrinomycetes; Taphrinales; Protomycetaceae. The transcript has a single exon. The coding region runs from base 204 to 2468 and encodes 754 amino acids.